CCCCCCUUCUCUCACCCUCUCACUGUAUAAUGACACAUUGUCUGCAGGCCACUCUGAAGCCGAGGGAACAACAGGGUCCUGCCGGGACUCUGGGACCAGUCUGAGCGCACCCAGGGAAUGAAGCAGCAAAUAAUAAUAGCAACAGGAUUAGAAGAACUGAAGGUUGUGGAGUCUGCAGGAGCAUACAACGAAAACAAAGCACAGGCUGUCCUCAUGUGUGAGUUGAGGAUGACUCUGCAGUCUCUGAUGAUGGCCAUUGCAAUGGUCCUGGUCUUCCUGGGCCCCCACCCAAGCAUGGCAGCCCCUCCAAGUGAGCCUGAUGAUGAGGGUUUUGACCUCGAAAAUUACGACCUGAACAGUGAAAUGGACUGGGAUAACCUGGACAUCAACAUUUAUGGAGACAGUUAUGAUUAUGACGACUUGGACCAAGAGAUUGAGGUGGGCAGCGUGGCACCAGAAGCGCCUCCACCAGCCAACCAGUUCACAUCUGAACACUACGAGGAGGAGUUGACCCUGCCCACCUUGCCUCCAGCUCCUGUCAACCUGGACUUCAACGGACCAGGUCUCUUUGGUCCUGACACUGGCCUGGAUAUGCCUACCUGCCUACUUUGUGUGUGUAUUGGCGGGAGUGUGUACUGUGAUGACAUGGGCCUGGAUCAGAUCCCACCCCUGCCCAAAGAUACCACCCAUUUGUAUGGCCGCUUCAACAAGAUCCGACAUGUCAAGAACACCGACUUUAUCAACCUCAAUAAACUCCAGUCCAUUGAUCUAACAGGGAACCAGAUCUCAGCGAUGGAUGAGGAUGUGUUUCGCUCUCUGCCUCAGCUCAAGGAGUUACUGUUGGCUGACAACAACCUGCAGGUCAUGCCCGAGCUGCCAGUCACCUUAAAACACAUAGAUCUACGUAACAACAGGUUGAUCAGUCGUGGGGUACAUCCUGAGGGAUUCGUGGAUAUGAGCCACCUGGAAUUCCUCUAUCUGUCCAACAAUAACCUGGAUUACAUUCCUACACCACUACCACUGGGUUUGAGAGUGUUACACCUGCAGAAUAACAACAUCCAGUCUCUGCAUGAGGACACCUUUUGCAACCGUCAUGAUCGCAACUUCAUCCGCCGUAACCUGGAAGACAUCCGUCUGGACGGCAACCCGCUGGACAUCAACUUGUUUGCCCAGGCCUACAGCUGCCUGCCACGCCUGCCUGUAGGGAGUCACUGACAACUGCAAAAUUAGAAAAACCAAAUCAGUACAUUAACACAAGUUAAAUAGGUGUUUUGACAACCCAUUCCCACUCCCAACUCGUAAAAUACGGACACUUGGGCAGUGCCUCC
Molecule: messenger RNA, 1328 nt
Organism: Etheostoma cragini (Arkansas darter)
Lineage: Eukaryota; Metazoa; Chordata; Actinopteri; Perciformes; Percidae
Gene: optc
Product: opticin
Exons: 7
Coding region: 118-1215 (365 amino acids)
Molecular function (GO): protein binding
Source: RefSeq, a predicted model, not a curated record